AUGGAGCUCUCAUUCGCUCCUUCCUCCCUUCCCCUUCGUAUUCGCGUCUCUCACUCCCCCACCAAACCCUCUUCUUCUUCUUCUUCUUGUUCAAUUCUCACUGCCAAAUCCCACUCCCUCUCACAAUGCACUCCCCACUCCAACUCAUUUGGCCUCCUCACAUGUUCUUCUAGACCCUUCCCCAACUUACGGAGGAGGCCGAAUUCCAUCUGGGCCUGCAGUCAAGCUGAAGCUGCUGGAUCUGAUCCUGUACUUUCCAAGGUUUCAGAUUUUAAAGAUGCUUGUUGGAGAUUCCUGAGGCCCCAUACUAUACGUGGAACAGCUCUGGGGUCAACUGCUUUGGUGACAAAGGCGUUGAUCGAGAACUCCCAUUUGAUAAAGUGGUCUUUGCUGUUUAAGGCAUUUUCUGGCCUUUUUGCUCUGCUAUGUGGGAAUGGCUAUAUUGUUGGCAUCAAUCAGAUAUAUGAUAUCAAAAUUGACAAGGUAAACAAACCUUAUCUACCCAUAGCUGCAGGAGAUCUCUCCGUCAAAUCAGCAUGGCUUUUGGUUAUAUUUUUUGCAGUCACUGGUCUGUUGGUUGUUGGGUUCAACUUCGGGCCAUUCAUUACUUCUCUUUACAGUCUUGGUCUUUUCCUUGGCACCAUCUAUUCUGUUCCUCCAUUUAGAAUGAAGAAAUUUCCUGUUGCAGCAUUUCUUAUAAUCGCCACGGUACGGGGUUUCCUUCUUAAUUUUGGUGUAUAUUAUGCAACUAGAGCUGCCCUUGGACUUCAAUUUGAGUGGAGCUCCCCUGUUGCUUUUAUCACCACCUUUGUAACAUUAUUCGCUCUGGUGAUUGCCAUAACAAAAGAUCUUCCAGACGUAGAGGGGGACCGUAAGUUUCAGAUAUCGACCUUUGCAACAAAACUUGGAGUUAGAAAAAUUGCCUUCCUUGGUUCUGGGCUAUUGCUCGUAAAUUAUGUUGGUUCUAUUUUGGCAGCAAGUUUCAUGCCUGAGGCAUUCAGGCGUAGCUUAAUGAUACCUACUCAUACAAUCUUGGCAUUGAGCUUAAUAUUUCAGACCUGGGUGCUCGAGCAAGCAAAGUACACUAAGGAAGCCAUUGCCAACUACUACAGGUUCAUAUGGAAUCUGUUCUAUGCAGAGUAUAUCAUUUUCCCUUUCAUCUAGACCUUUAGCCAGUAUUUCUGAAUCUUGCCAAAAAUGGAGGGAAAGAGAGAUCGAGAUGUAUAGAGAGAGAGAGAGAGAGAGAGAGAGAGAGAGAGACAGACAGACAGA
Argentina anserina (silverweed cinquefoil) is the source of this 1272-nucleotide messenger RNA. Its product is annotated as homogentisate solanesyltransferase, chloroplastic. Gene Ontology annotation, molecular function: prenyltransferase activity. The record is from RefSeq and is a predicted model, not a curated record. Gene Ontology annotation, cellular component: membrane. The transcript is spliced from 10 exons. Lineage: Eukaryota; Viridiplantae; Streptophyta; Magnoliopsida; Rosales; Rosaceae. Bases 1 to 1164 code for a protein of 387 amino acids.